AUGGGUCGAAAAAACAGAAAAAAAGGAGGAAAAAACAGGCGUCAUCAGCCCCCUCUACCACCAUUAGGAGAAGAUUUCAAGUAAAAUCUUUAUCUGGAAGGUAUUAAGUAUUUAACAAUAAAAGCUUUGGAGGGCAUCAAUAAAUUAAAACUUUCAAAAGAGCUCUUCCUUUAGAAAUAAGUGAAGGAAGCUUAUUUGUUAUCAAAAAGCUGGUUGGAAACUUGGAAGAUUCAUGUUGGUUAUGAUGCCGUGUUUAAAGGUGAUCAACCAGGAGGCAAGAAAUAUGGAAGACAAUAAAUAGGAGAGAUCAAUAAGGACAUAGUUGGAAAUGCGGAAUUAUUUCAUUCUGCACCAGAAUUGUAUUUUUAUUUUGAUCCUCCACUGAAUGAUGUCCAACCUGUAAAAGAUUACAUCCUGAUUACAUAAGAUGUUUGGGAAUUCUUUAGUGAGAAAUACAAGGGGAAGGCUGUAAAGAGGAUAUCAAACGAACAAGGAGAGUUUAGUUUGCUGAUAAUAAGUGUAAUUAUUUUAGUUGAUACCUAAGCCCUAUGUAAUUUUUAUGACUCAAGAUAAGUUGAACGAAAUUGGUGCACUUAAUUAAAACUAGGUGACUAAUUCCUUAGAUUUGUUGAGAAUGAGGAAAGCUUAAAUGUUUAGUGAAUGGAAAUUCAGAGACUUGGAAACCUAUUGUUAAUAAAUAAUGGAGAAUCAAGAUAUUCAAAUUUGGUUAAUGAAUCCUAUAUAUGAAUAAAAUCAAAUCAAACUGCAAUUAAUGAAGGCAAUUCAUUAGAAUAAAAAUAUACUGUUGGGUGAAUAAUUAUUAGAAGCAGAAUAUUAGCAACUGCAAUUAUCUCAGUUUUUAAAAAACCAUUUUAUAUUGGUAGUAUUUUCAAAUAAGGUUGAAAUAUCUUAAUUGGAUGUUAAAUUCGAUUUAAAUUAAAAUGGAUGUUGCUUAAAUUGUGGAUCGAAGGCUAUAUUGAAUUAUUCUUGUGCUUGCAAAAAAGUAUUUUAUUGUAGUGAUACUUGCAGAUAUAAGGAUUAAGAAUUUCAUUCAAGACAAUGCACAAAAGCCUAUGAUUCACAAGAUGAUGACGACUUUGAUGCAAUCACUUAUGACAAUCUUUCUACUAAAUAGGGAGUAGGAUUAGUCAAUUUGGGUAAUACUUGUUAUAUGAAUUCAUCCCUAUAGAGUCUCUUUAGUGCAACUCACUUAUAGGAAUUCCUAUCAAAUAAAUAAUACUGGACCUAAAAUACUAUUAAACGAAAUGUCCAAUUAAAUUACAAAUUAGAAAAGCUAUUAAAAAAUCUCCUGACUCAAAAUAAAGCAUUCUCUCCAUAUAGCUUCAGACAGUAAUUGGCUCGAAAAUAUCCCUUCGUAAGAAUUCAUAUCCAUAUCUUAGUUUGGCAAUAACUUUUAAUAAGAUGCCGCAGAAUUUAUAUUAUAUUUGUUUGAUGCAUUAAAUGAAGAGUUGAUUUAGAAGGAUGGCUACUAGAAGCCUGAAUUUGAAUUGUAGUAGUAAUUAGAUUUAGGUGAUGGUGACAAACCUGAACCUGAAUAAGCAAAUAGUGAUAGCGAAGAUGAUAGCAGUGAAGAACAAGAAAAUAGUGAGACUAAGCCAGCACAAUAAUAGCAGAUGUAAUUCCAUAAAAAAGUAUAAUAAAACGUAAAUUAAUUCAUAAUAUUUAGUAAAUCAAUAAUGAUAAUUACGAGUAGGCUUUGGAGUUGAUCCACAAAUUAAACAGCUCAUUUAUUCUUAAGAAUUAUUUAGGAAUCACUCGAUCAGAAAUUGAAUGUCCCAUUUGUGAAUAAAAAACAUAAAGUUAUGAAUAGUUUUUGAUUUUGCCACUCUCAUUAAAUGCUACAUCUUAAUCUAAGCAUUUAGUUGAUGUAUUUGUUAUAUCGAAUGAUUGGUAUAAACCUUAUGAAAAAAUUGUUUAUGAAUAUUAACCAAAUCAAACUCUGCUAUUAGAAGUUAAAAGAGAUAUAGGAGAGAAAUUAGGAAUUGAAGCCACCUAUCUAUUAGGCGCAUUUUGUUCUAAUAGCAUAAUUGAUAUGUAUUUGUUUCAUGAUGAGGAUCAUUUAUCAAAAGUGCUUAACGAUAAUAAAAAUAGCUAUUUUUGUUUAUUUUAAUUGGAUCAGAGCAUUUAUUCCAUAACUGAUGAGGAUUAAUAUUUUGAUGUGAUGAUCUACUCAUUUGAAAAGAAGAAUGCCUUCUCCUCUCAAUGUGAGUAUAUAUGUGCAGCCAUACCCAAGAUUCUAAUUAUCAAGAAAUAAUUUACUGCAGUUCAAAUUUAUCAAUAAGUAUGGAAUAAACUUGGAGAACAUUCCAAAUCAGAUUAACUUAUGAAUAUUUAAAUUGAUGAGCCUUAACAAGCCAACAUAUUAAAUUCAUAAUAGCUCAAAGAAGUCUUAAAUUAUCAGAUUAUAAUUCAAACUAGAUUACCAUCUAAGAUUCCUUGUCCAUUUACGUGUGGCAAACAAUUUAAGAAAGAUCAGAAACCUCAUACGUGUGAAUUGCCCUUCAAUAACUCAACUACUUUGCAUUAAUAUUUAGACAAAAUUAAUUAUGCUAAUGCCCAUACUUCAUUAUCAAUAGAAUUCUUAGAAAAUGCAAUCCCCAAUACCUUAAGAAUAGAAUUUGAACCCAAAACAAACUACCAAAAACAUGAUAAAUGUACAAAUGCAUAUGUAUAUUAUAGCAUUAAAUGUAUUAAAUUUGAUCGACAAUUUCCAAUCUAAAGAACCAUUAAUAGAUGAAAAUGCCUAUCAUUGUACAAUUUGCAACGAUCUAACCUUUGCUAUCAAAACAAUGAGCUUACAAAAACUACCUGAUUAAUUAAUCAUUCAACUCAAAAGAUUUUAAUAUGAUGAACAUAAGGGGUUCUAGAAAAACAAUAUUCUUGUCACAUAUCCAGAGGACAUUUAAAUAAACUAAAUAAAUUAUGAGUUAUAUGGUGUCGUGUUACAUUUUGGUGGAUUAGACAAUGGUCAUUAUACAGCGUAUGGUAGAAGAUAAAACAAAUGGAUUGAAUUCAAUGAUGAUACAACUAAAGAACUAAAAUAGAAUGAUGUAAUCAACGACAAGAAUGCAUACAUUCUAUUUUAUCAACAGAAAUGAUGUAUAUCUGAUGUAUUUUAAGAUAAAUCAUUUUUAUUAAGU
Messenger RNA from Paramecium octaurelia, 3161 nucleotides. Lineage: Eukaryota; Ciliophora; Oligohymenophorea; Peniculida; Parameciidae. The record is from the annotation of a GenBank genome assembly.